Paramecium primaurelia is the source of this 661-nucleotide messenger RNA. The record is from the annotation of a GenBank genome assembly. NCBI's taxonomy places the organism in Eukaryota, Ciliophora, Oligohymenophorea, Peniculida, Parameciidae.
AUGGUAAAUUUUUUUACUAUUGCAGCAAAUAUUUUAUAAUUGGCAUAUUUUGUUCUUUUAAAUAAAUGAACUGAAUAGAUUUUAAGAUGCAAUAGAAUAAUAUGAUUCAGCUAUUCAGAAAAACCCAGAAAAUGCAGAUUUAUAUUAUGGCAAAGGUAUAAAUUAAUCAUGUAUAUUUUUUUUUAGGGAGUGCCUUAGAAAAGAUUUAUAGAUUUAAAGAAGCCUUGGAGUAUUAUGAUUUAGCUAUUCAGAAAAACCCAGAAAAUGCAGAUUAUUAUUAUGAAAAAGGUUUUAAUUAAUGAUGUAUAUUUGUUAGGGAAUUCUUUAUAAAAGAUGAAUAGAUUUGAAGAAGCAUUGGAGUAUUAUGAUUUAGCUAUUCAGAAAAACCAAGAAAAUGCAGAUUUUUAUUAUGAAAAAGGUUUACAUUAAUAAUGUACAUUUGUUAGGGAAAACCCUACAAAAGAUGAAUAGAUUUAAAGAAGCCUUGGAGUAUUAUGAUUUAGCUAUUCAGAAAAACCCAGAAAAUGCAGAUUAUUAUUAUGAAAAAGGNAUUCUGAUAUAAAAAGAGUUAUCGAAACAUCUAUAGCUUAUAGUUAUAAAAUAUGGAUAAUAAAUAACACUUACAGAUUCUAUAAAAGUAUAGAAGGGAACAUUUUGUUGA